Helianthus annuus (common sunflower) is the source of this 2325-nucleotide messenger RNA. RefSeq lists its product as uncharacterized. The transcript has 10 exons. The coding region runs from base 473 to 2188 and encodes 571 amino acids. NCBI's taxonomy places the organism in Eukaryota, Viridiplantae, Streptophyta, Magnoliopsida, Asterales, Asteraceae. The record is from RefSeq and is a predicted model, not a curated record.
UCAAGAUGUCUUCUUGACUUAUUCGUUACUUCCUAAACAAAGCCGCCGAAACAAAACCCUUUGUCCUUCACCCAAACAUCAUCUGUAUUUACAACAGUACAAAUCUCAUCUGUAAUCUCAUCACUUCCCUUAUUUUUAAUCACAAGAAAAACCCACACAGAAACCAGAUUCUCCAUCAUUUCAAACUUUUAAAUCUUGAACAAAUGUUCAAUAUACCCACCAGGUUGUCGAACUAUAUCUAUAUAAUAGAAUACAUUAAGGGAAUAAUGGCGUAUUAUACACUCCAAACUUCUACUUCAAUGAUUUGAAUUAUUAUUAUCUUUUUUCUUGCCAGAAAGAUAAUCCAGAUAUAUCAAGUGGGUUGGUUUAAAUAAGUUUGGGGUGGCGUUUGAGCUUGCAAGAUUCGGAUUCAGGUCGGGUUUUGAUGUGGGUUUUUUGAGAUCUGAAGAUACAGAAGAAACCUGCAACUUCAAUGGAACCUCCAAGAGGGUUUUGGAAAUCUUUAGGGCAGUUCUUUCUUUUCUUGCCUUAUUUUGUUGGUCUUCUGCUUCUUGGCUUCAUUAAAGGAAUCAUUUUUGCUCCAAUUAUAUGUGUUAUUAUGACAAUUGGGAACUCUGCUGUUGCAAUAGCCCUUUGGCCAGCACAUGUUGUAUGGUCUUACUUUUGUAUAUUGAGUGCUAAACGAUUAGGGCCCGUGAUGAAAGUGGUUGUAUGCCUGUUGUUUACGCCAGUCUUAGCUUCUUGGCCUGUUGCAGUUGUCGUGGGUAGCAUUCUUGGUGGCUUAGCUUACGGUUUCCUUGGGCCGAUGUUUGGGACUUUUAAAGCCGUCGAAGAAGGGAAAACCGAUCAGUUUAUCCAUUGUAUUAUAGAUGGAACUUGGGACACUGUCCAAUGGAGCUGUACAUUUGUCCGUGACUUAAAAGACGUGAGCUUAUAUUCAUACUUCUCAGUGAUGAAGGAGCUCAAAGAAGGCCAGCCAGAGGGUAAACUUGAGAUUAGGGUAGUUUAUCUUCCUAUGGCCUUUUUUCUGGGGUUACUCGGACUACUGGUUGACUUUCCGGUGAUCACAUUGAUAGCCAUACUGAAAAGUCCAUACAUGUUGUUCAAAGGGUGGCACCGUCUGUUUCAAGAUUGCGUGGGUCGAGAAGGCCCAUUCUUGGAGACCAUUUGCGUUCCGUUUGCAGGUCUAGCCAUCUUGCUAUGGCCAUUGGCUGUAGCUGGAGCCUUGUUAGGUUCCAUGGUCUCUGGUAUUGCCCUCGGUUUAUACGCAGCCGUGAUCGUCUAUCAGGAGUCGUCUUUCUAUCUGGGGCUUUGCUAUAUCGUAGCUGCAUUAUCGAUAUUUGAUGAAUAUAGCAAUGAUGUUCUUGACAUGCCUGAAGGAUCUUGCUUUCCCAAGCCUAAAUAUAGACGUAACUCCGGAUUGUCUGCUUCAAGUUCUUUCUCAAGGAGGGGUUCCUUAAGACACGCACCUUCACGGUCUGGAUCAGUGCGGGCCCCCAUGAUCGAAUUGAAGCCAUUGGAGUUGCUUGACACCUUUUUCCAAGAAUGCCGUCGACAAGGUGAAUUCUUGGUUUUGGAAGGAUUAUUAACCGUAAAAGAGAUUGAAGAUCCACAGUCCGUUAGUCUACCUGCUUAUUGUAACUACCAAUCCGUUCUACGCUCAGCAAAAGCUGGUAUUCCUGGUUUAUUAAUGUCGGAAAAUGGUACAGAGAUAACUAGUGCAAACAGACCCAAAGAUACAUUUUUCGAUUGGUUUUUGAACCCGCUUUUGGUCAUUAAAGACCAAAUCAAAGCAUCAAACCUCACAGAUUCUGAAGAACUCUAUUUGGGCAAGCUAAUUUUGUAUAGUGGUAAUCCCCAAAAGUUGAAAAAUACCAACCUUGGCCCGCCACCCGAGUCGGAGCUUAGACGGGCUGAACUUGAAGCGUUAGCAAGAAGACUUCAUGGGAUCACGAAGUCGAUAUCAAGGUUUCCAACAUACAGAAGAAGAUUUCAGGAAAUCAUGAAGGCGAUAUCCGAAGAACUUGAUAAGAGAGACGGUAGUUACAGAGGACCGCAAGUUGUUCCCAGAUCGAAAAGCACUUUUGGUAGGCUUUUCAGCUCGCAAAAAUCGUUUAAAAGUAAAACGAGUACGAGUAAUCAAGGGGUUAGGCAACAAGAAGAUGUAAGAGAUGUGGAAAUUGUGUAAUUAGAUUCUGAAUGUAACUUGUAUGAAUUUACAUCUGAACCCUAAAGGGGCGAUUCAAGAUUCUUUUUGUACUUGCAUUUUGUGACCUGUAAUUGAUGGUGAAAAUAUUCUGCAUGCUUUGUCUGUUGUUUUUUAUA